Molecule: messenger RNA, 389 nt
Organism: Salvia splendens (bonfire salvia)
Lineage: Eukaryota; Viridiplantae; Streptophyta; Magnoliopsida; Lamiales; Lamiaceae
Product: heavy metal-associated isoprenylated plant protein 16
Exons: 3
Coding region: 36-389 (117 amino acids)
Source: RefSeq, a predicted model, not a curated record
UAAUUACUUAAGGGAUUGUAAUUAAGAAGCCAGAAAUGAAGCUAAAGAUUGUGAUCGAAGUGCCACUGCAUAAAGAGAAGGAUAAAUCCAAAGCCUUGAAGAUUGUUGUGGCUGAAGAAGGAGUGAUCUCGGUGAGUAUCGGAAAAGAUAACGAUCAGCUUGAAGUGAUCGGAGUAGGAGUUGAUUCCGUGUGUUUGGCAAAAUCUCUUAGGAAGAAAUUCUGUUUCGCCAAUAUUUUAAGCGUUGCAGAAGUGAAGCCGCCUGAGCCGGAGAAGUCGCCGGAAAAAUGUCCGCUGCAACCUUGUAUGUUCCCGCCGCCGCCUUGCCAACCUUUCUACGAGUGCCACUAUUAUGAUCCUGGAAGUUCAGGUGGUUGUCACAUUAUGUAA